AUGGAUCAACAAAGACAGAAGAAACCAGACACGCCGGCCGCGGUGCGCAAUAUGGCCAGUCUGCUCCAGAGGAGAGCGGCAGAACGCCAAAAAGCAUCCAAACCACCCACUUUGGCUGCCAUAGCCGCCUCCCCAGCCUCGCCCGCAGAUCCCAGCAAAGGGACUGCGGCGGCAUCAAGCAAGGCAGGAGCUGCGGCGGCAUCAAGCAAGGCAGGAGCUGCGGCGGCAUCAAGCAAGGCAGGAGCUGCGGCGGCAUCAAGCAAGGCAGGAGCUGCGGCGGCAUCAAGCAAAGCAAUUUCGGCAGCAGCUCAUAGCGCUAGGCCCGAUCCCCAUGUGCCGACACCAAGGCGUCAAUUGCCCCUUGCAAAGCCAACCCGGCUCAAGUACGGAGAGGGAUUGGGCAGGGGAGCUUGCCGUCCAGACUCCACCAGCCAGCAGGCAAGAGCAACACCACCUGCUAGGGGACGCUCCCCAGCUAGGACACCGACGGCUACGGCGGCCGCUGGCGCUGUACGAACCCCUACUAGAAGUCCAAUGCCAGGCUUGAAAUUCCCAUCACCGGCGGACAUCCCUCCUCAUGAAUCCCCCAUGGACUGGGAUUACGGUGAACCAAGACUCAAAUCACCUGAAAAAGAAGACGAUGGUUGUGAGCCCAUGGAUAUGGACGACAGUUUGUAG
Sycon ciliatum is the source of this 678-nucleotide messenger RNA. RefSeq lists its product as uncharacterized. Lineage: Eukaryota; Metazoa; Porifera; Calcarea; Leucosolenida; Sycettidae. The coding region runs from base 1 to 678 and encodes 225 amino acids. The record is from RefSeq and is a predicted model, not a curated record. The transcript has a single exon.